Messenger RNA from Vitrella brassicaformis, 1384 nucleotides. NCBI's taxonomy places the organism in Eukaryota, Vitrellaceae. The record is from the annotation of a GenBank genome assembly.
AUCGUCUCAUGGAACCACACACCUAAGUACCGAAAUUGAGUGCUGCGAGGGAGAAUAGUAGUGGGCGAGCGCGUACACGUUCUAUGCGUUUGUGAUGAUCGAGGAGGGGACGGAUUCAAGAGCUCAACAUGGUGCGUUCCUAUAUACGAGCCCAGAGAUCGAACCAUUAUGUCUAAUCAACGUCGCUCCUCCAGGAGCAGUCGCCAGUGUGGCCAUUGAUACUACAGAACAACCGGGUGGUCACCGAAACGACGAUAUGUGGGUACCGGACGACAAACGUUUUGACGCCUUUCGGGAAGCUUUCUGUAAGGACGAUCCUUUUCAUUCGGAGGUCACGUUUAUGGUGCCAAAGGACCAUGCGGGUACGAUAGCGCCAGGGACUGAGCUUUUGACGGAUACGUACAAGCUGGAUAAACUCUGGAGCAUGCAAAUUGGUCCGAACUUUGAGUGAUUGUAGUGGUUUUUACAGAACACUACUCUCGGAGGGCAUAGUGAGUGAACGAACAUGGAUGUGCUUUAUGUCGGUGAACUUGUUACUUGACUCAUCGUAUAAGUAUGAUAUUUCAAUGGGAGGCCUUUAUCUUCUUUAAGCCCAUCAGACAUCCAGUGCAUUGGCGCGUGGUGUGAGCUGGUAUGUGAGUGGCGGCCGGCGGCACUGGGUGGUGCGCUCGGCUGUGCGGUGGAUGGGGCUGGCAUGCUUAUCGCUGAUUGACUGAUUUGUCUAUGUACGAAUUCAUGAUGGACUGAUGGACACAUUUUGCCAUUGCGCUAUACGUUAACGUCUUGCGUUGAUCAGGCUUCAUCCGAUCUCCCUCCCCUACGCACGGCUCUCUCCCAGACAAGCAUGUCCGUGUGUCAUGAGUCGUCUCAAUGCGUCGAUCGUUCUCGACUGGUGGCGUCACCACUUCACGCGAGGAUUCUCAGACCUUGCAGCCAUCCAAUCGUGUGUGCACCUCUCUGUGCUGCCUCUCUUAAGAGCAUGCACGUGUGUGUGCUCCUCCUCUCUCCCCUGUACCGGUGUGAGUGAGCGAUCGCGUCUAUGUCGGACAGCAUUCCGCUGGUCGUCUCGUGGCGUCUCGUGCCGACGAUUUCGAUCACGACGCACACCACCACCGUGUCCCUUGUUGUACUUGUUGUUCUUGCCCUUGUUAUUGUCCUUGAUGACACGCACCUUCUCCUUGCGCUCGACCUCAUCGAGGUGGCUCUUGAGUAGCUCUGCGGCGCGCUUCAUGCGGUGGCUGCUUGGGAAGAGGGUGAUGCUGUACAUCUUCUUGUCGUGCGUCAGCCGCUUGCAGUCCCAGUGGAGGUGGCCGUCGUUGAGGCAGUACUUGCAGUUGAUGGAUUCACCACCAUCGGCCGCCCCUGCACCCUCGUCGACGUCCAU